Emys orbicularis (European pond turtle) is the source of this 450-nucleotide messenger RNA. It is a transcript of the gene GLOD5, whose product is annotated as glyoxalase domain containing 5. The coding region runs from base 1 to 450 and encodes 149 amino acids. Lineage: Eukaryota; Metazoa; Chordata; Testudines; Emydidae. The transcript is spliced from 3 exons. The record is from RefSeq and is a predicted model, not a curated record.
AUGAUGUCCUGGCAGGAGAAGCGUGAGGGCCCCCAACCAUGUCUUAUCCAUCGACUGGAUCACCUGGUGCUGACUGUGAAGAGCAUUGAGGACACCGUAGGCUUUUAUUCCAAAGUCCUGGGUAUGGAAGUGGUCACUUUCAAGGGCAACCGGAAAGCGCUACGUUUCGGGAACCAAAAGUUUAACCUCCACGAGGCUGGGAAAGAGCUUGAACCCAAGGCUCGCAGACCAGUUCCUGGUUCCAUAGACGUCUGCCUGAUCACAGACACCUCGCUAGACCAGCUAGUGGGACACCUGAAGGCCUGUGGUGUGACUAUUGAAGAAGGCCCAGUGCCCAGAACCGGUGCCAUUGGUCCAAUCACAUCCAUCUACUUCCGAGACCCCGAUGAAAACCUGAUUGAGGUUUCCAACUACAGCACUGAUUUGGCUGUCGACAGAGUGAAGCAUUAG